GGCCCAUCACGCUGCUCAACUGCGACUUCAAGAUGGUGUCCAAGGCCGUCAGCGCCCGCCUGCAGCCCGCCCUGGAUGCAGUUGUGGACGAGCUGCAGACCGCGUUCAUCACCGGCCGCUGGAUUGGAGACAACGCGCUGUACCUCCAAGGCCUGAUCGAAUGGAUGCGCCUGGACGUGGGCGCGGACGGCACGCCACGGCAGGGUGGUGCGCUGUACUUCUUGGACAUUGAAAAGGCGUAUGACCGGGUGCACCGGCAGUGGCUGUAUGCGUCCGCGGAGGGACUUGGGUUUGGGCCGCGCAUGCUGCGCUGGAUCCGCCUGCUCACUGCCAACGGCUCUGCCCGCGUGUGUGUGAACGGGAUGCUCUCUGACGCCUUCCCAGUGCUGAACGGCUUACCGCAGGGCAGCACCGCCUCACCACCCCUGUGGGUCAUCCAGAUGCAGCCACUGACGUCCUUUCUGCGGCGGCAGGUGGAGCAAGGGGCACUGCGCACGCCCCUGUUACCCAGCGGCGAGCAGGCGCCACCUGCUGCCCACAACGCUGACGACACGACCCUCACGGCGCGCGACCCGGCGGUGGACGGGCCGGUCCUGAUGGUGGCAGUACAGCUAUUCUGCCGCGCGUCCAACGCCCGUGUCCAUCCGGACAAGAGCAAGGCCAUGGGCCUUGGCAGGUUUGCGCACCUGACGGGCCCUUGCCCACACACGGGGGUGCCGUUUACCACUGGCGCCGUGACGCACCUGGGUGUGCCCCUGUCGUGGGACUCUGAUGCGGCUGCAGCUGACUUGUACACCCGGCGGGCUCGCGGCAUGGCGUUUGUGGCGCGUCUGUGGGCUGCCCUGUCUCUGACUCUCGUUGGCCGUGUGCACAUUGCGAAGCAGGUGCUGGCGGCAAAGCUGGCCUACCACUUCAGCUUCCUCAACCCGUCGCCUGCGCAGCUGAAGGAACUCACCGACCUGGUGGACCACUUUGCUGCGCGCUCCAUGCACGCUGAGGACGCCAGCCUGGUGUCGCACGGGAACCCGCUCCUGCUGCCAAAGCGGGAAACGGCCUGUCUGCCGUACAAGGAUGGGGGUGUCAACCACGUCGACCUGCCUGCGUUCCUGUCUGCCCUGCAAGCUAAGACUUUCGCCCUCCUUGCCCAGCCCGGCCGGCAACCCUGGAAGACGCUCACCCGGGCGCUGCUUACCCAUGUGCGCCCGGACUCCGCCACCACGUGGGCGUGGGUGUACAGCGACACGCCGGCGCCAGCGGGGCUGCCUGCCCGGCUGGCGGCCGCGGUCGGCCACGUGCGGAGCGCGGGCGUGGAACAGCAUCCGCCGCAGCCAGCCACUCAGCCGCCAGCGGCACCGCCACAGUGGCGGGUUAGCCUGGACCAGCUGUGGGUGGCCAACGCUGCUGGCGCUGUGUCCUACGUCCAUUACACGGGGCGGCUCUUGGAGCCUGGGCCUGGCGUGCUGCCCCCGGCGGUGGAUGGGGCGUGGCAGCCUGCCUGUGUGCUGCAGCACCGCAAGCCGCGGCACCUGUGGACCUUUGAAGAGCGGGCGGCGUACGAUGCAGCAUCACCAGGGGAACGGGCGGGGGCGUGGCCUCGGGCGCCGUACUUCCUGGCGCCGGAGGCGGGGGUGGUGGUGCACCCGGAGCACUGCCGGAUUGCGGGUGUCAGCUUGGCGGACUACAUGGUGCGGGACGUGCGGCGGGCCAUCACCGCGGCUAACCCGGCCGCACCUCCGGCUCCGGCCCGCCCCGCAGCACAGCAGGCGGGGGGGUCGGGGACCCAGCCGGCGGCACAGUCGCGGCUGGCGGAGCGGGAGGCGGAGUGGCAGCGUGCAGCGGCGCAGCUGACCACCACGGCGGCGCAGCACUUCCACAAUAACCCGGUGGCUCUGGACCCCUGGCUCCACCGCACCUCCGCGGCAGCCGGGCUGCAGAACACGCCGGCGAGAGAACUGCAGUCGUAUGCGUCCCCGUCCCAGCAGUCGGCUUAUGCGCAGGCGAGGACGUGGCUGCAGCAGCUGUGGGCCUGCGUUGCGCCCCAGGCAGCGGCGCCGCCAGUGACGGACGCGGGCUUCAUGCUGGGGGACCGCAUGGGUAUGUGGGCCUCAGGCCCGCGGGGGGCGGGCGCGCUGCUGUGGAGCACUUUGCGGGCCACCUUCUUGUACGCCGUCUGGUGUGCGUACUGGUCCCGCGAGCCUGCUAAGCAGACGUCGGAGCAUGUGGUUCGGGAGGUGGUCAGCGAGCUGCGCAGGGUGAUGCAGCUGCGUUUCACUGCCGCCACGCUAACCCCUGAAACCCUGUCGGCUCUGCCCACACAGCUUCUCACCGCACAGCUCAAGGCGGCUAAGCUGGAGCACUUUGUGGCCAUCUGGACGGCCCCCUAGGUUUCCUUCUGGGCGGCGUUUCUUUCCAGGUGCUGGCGUGGCGUAUUAUCGUCAUCAGCUUACCUGGCGCCCUUGUGUUUUAGCUCUGGCUGGAGUCGCAGCGCCUGGGCGGCUGUGGGACUUCCUGCACAGCGCGUUGAUUGCAGCUUUCUUCUAUGUCUUGCAGCGGGCUGGACCCCGCUAAGUCGGCGCCACAUCUGGCCCGUUCAGUGUUUUCUUAGCAGGUUUUCCUGGGGUGUUGCUUAAGCAACCGACUUGUGGGGGUGGGGUGGGUUACGGCGGGUCGAGUGCUGGUAGCGCUGGUGGUUUCGUUUCUGGCGCGCGGUGGUGUGUUUUCAGGUGGUGGUGUUUCUUGCGGUCAGGCUUUGUUGUAGGUUGGUGCUCGGGUUAGGUAUUGCAGUUUUGUUAGGAUACCC
Molecule: messenger RNA, 2800 nt
Organism: Chlamydomonas reinhardtii
Lineage: Eukaryota; Viridiplantae; Chlorophyta; Chlorophyceae; Chlamydomonadales; Chlamydomonadaceae
Exons: 3
Coding region: 33-2384 (783 amino acids)
Source: RefSeq, a predicted model, not a curated record